AUGUCACAAGAAGAAGUUAAACAAAAUUUAGAGGAUAUUGAAAAAUCAAAUCAAGCAUAAUAGAAAGAAGGAGAAUAAUAGAUUUAAGAUGGAAAGUAGUUAUCACCAGAAGAAGAACAAAAAUUAAAAGAAAAAAAGGCUAAGAAAGCUCUCAACGCUAAGAUAUAUGAUUUAUAAAAAAAGCUAUCAAGAGGUAUUUAAGUUAUAAGUUAAACUGAAGGUAAAGCCCCUGAAGAGCUUUUCAGUUUCAAAGAAGCAACCAGUAACUUAUUUGUAUUGCAUUUUGGUAUAGGAGAAGAGGCUGACUACGUUACUGUCAGAGAUUAUGUAAAUUCAGUAGCAGGUCCUCAUAAACUUACAGUAUUCCCUGGUUUAGGUUAUGGUUAUAUAUAGUUUGAUGAUAUUAAAAAAGCAGAAUAAACUAUAAAUAGCUUAGAAAGUUUUGAAUAGAUUGAAAAUUGUCACUAUAAGGAAAUGACAUAUGAAAAGAAAAUUCGUCCUACCUUCUUCUUAUAUGCUAAAUGCAAGCUUACCGAUAUUUGUUAAAAUAAGAACAAUGAUUUCCCAGAAGCUUAAAGAAAAGUAGAUGCUCCUGGCCUCAUCUUUUAAGAAGAGUUUAUUACACAAGACUAUGAAAAGCUUAUUAUGGAAGAAAUAGAUAAAAAGGAAUGGAAUAAGCUUGCUAAAAGAAAAGUAUAGCACUAUGGAUACGAAUUCCUUUACGGAAUUAACUCAAUCAAUAAAGAUAAUGUAAAGAAUAAUUGA
This is a messenger RNA of Tetrahymena thermophila SB210, 765 nucleotides long. RefSeq lists its product as hypothetical. The record is from RefSeq and is a predicted model, not a curated record. The transcript has a single exon. NCBI's taxonomy places the organism in Eukaryota, Ciliophora, Oligohymenophorea, Hymenostomatida, Tetrahymenidae.